Messenger RNA from Micromonas pusilla CCMP1545, 612 nucleotides. RefSeq lists its product as uncharacterized. Lineage: Eukaryota; Viridiplantae; Chlorophyta; Mamiellophyceae; Mamiellales; Mamiellaceae. The record is from RefSeq and is a predicted model, not a curated record. The transcript has a single exon. Bases 1 to 612 code for a protein of 203 amino acids.
AUGAUCCGCGUCGUCCUCUCCCUCCUCCUCUCCCUCGUCGCGCUCGCCGCGCCCGCUCUCGCGAUCGAGCACGAGUGCAGCGCGUGUCGAGCCGUCGGCGGCGAGAUCGCGGCGAAGAUCGCGGAGGACGCGCCGUGGAAGAAGUACACCCCGCGAACUAAAACCGAUCCGCUCGUCUUCACCGAGUACGAGAUGUACAACGCGCUCGAGACGGCGUGCGGGAAGGUGCGCGGAUACAAGCUGGACGAGGCGAGCGACGCGAAGUGGAUCCGGAAGGAGUCCGUGGACAAGAUGCCGGUGGAGUUUGAGUUCGGAGGCGAGAAGCCGGACCUCGGGGAUCUGGACUUUAACAAGGAGAUCGGCGGGCUGCGAUCCGUGCGCGAGUACGACGAUAAGCAGAUACACGCGUACUGCGUGCGCGUGUUAGAGGAGAGGGACGAGCAGCUUCAGGAGCUCAUAAUGGGGAAGAAGCUCACGGAGGACAACGUGGAAGAGGUCGUCGUGAGGGAGAUGUGCGAGUGGACCGGGAAGAAAUCGCCGUGCGCCGGCGACGAGAACGCCGACGCCGACGCCGCCGGCGACGCGGCGGACGCGCCCAAGACCGAGCUGUGA